Fusarium keratoplasticum is the source of this 864-nucleotide messenger RNA. Its product is annotated as ABC transporter domain-containing protein. The record is from RefSeq and is a predicted model, not a curated record. The transcript has a single exon. NCBI's taxonomy places the organism in Eukaryota, Fungi, Ascomycota, Sordariomycetes, Hypocreales, Nectriaceae. Bases 1 to 864 code for a protein of 287 amino acids. Gene Ontology annotation, molecular function: ATP binding; ATP hydrolysis activity.
AUGACUGCCCCCUCCAAGCCUCCUCGCAUUCAGGUCAACGACCUCUCGUACACAUUCCCCGACUACUCAACCGGUAUCAAGAACAUCACCCUCGAUCUGCCUCCGCGCUCACGCACUCUUCUGAUUGGUGCCAACGGCGCUGGAAAGACGACCCUCCUUCGCCUGCUCGCCGGCAAGCGUCUCUCACCCAGCAACACCAUCUCCAUCUGCGGAGUUGACCCCUUCAAGGAGAGUCUCGAGGGUGUCACCUAUCUCGGCCUCGAAUGGGUCCUCAACCCCAUUGUUCGCAACGAUAUUGGUGUCAAUGAGCUUCUCCGCUCUGUCGGUGGCGAUGCUUACCCCGAGCGUCGAGAUGAGCUCGUAGCCAUGCUCGAUGUUGACACUAACUGGCGCAUGCACGCCGUUUCUGACGGUGAGCGUCGUCGCGUUCAGCUUGCCAUGGGUCUCGUGCGACCCUGGACUAUCCUCUUGCUCGACGAGAUCACCGUCGAUCUUGACGUCCUCAGCCGCGCCGAGUUCCUCGGCUGGCUCAAGCGUGAGACCGAGAUCCGAGAGUGCACCAUCGUCUACGCUACUCACAUUCUCGACAACCUCGCCGGCUGGCCCAGCCACCUCGUCCACAUGCACCUUGGCACAGUCAAGGAAUGGGAUGAGGCUGACAAGAUGCUUUCCACCAUUGACGGUACUGUGGGCGCUUCCGGCAACAGCCGCCUGGGUGAGCUUGUCCUGAGCUGGCUGCGAGAUGAUCGAACGGAGCGAGGACCCCGCAGCCAUGCGAAGCGCGCACCUGAGGGCAAGACGUACGGCUUCGGCGGUAUCCAGAUCGGCGGCUACGGUGACGAGUCCAAGCAGCGCGAGGUCUAG